Messenger RNA from Vicia villosa (hairy vetch), 3341 nucleotides. RefSeq names its product probable cyclic nucleotide-gated ion channel 20, chloroplastic. The coding region runs from base 147 to 2432 and encodes 761 amino acids. The transcript has 13 exons. Lineage: Eukaryota; Viridiplantae; Streptophyta; Magnoliopsida; Fabales; Fabaceae. The record is from RefSeq and is a predicted model, not a curated record.
UGAAAUUCACGCGCCAAGCCUUCAAUGACUUCACCUUACGAAUUGACUUGUCGAAGUCUUCACCUUCCCAAAACACUCUCAUACACACACUCGCACUUCAUUUUCUUUUAUUUUCAGUUCAAUCAUCACAAAUCCCCCCAAAAUGCAUGCUUUUACUUGAAUCAGUGCAACCUAAUUUUGGAAUUUUCUUCUUUAAUCAGAAUCAAGGAAACAUGAAUCAUUUUGAUAAUGACGAAGUUCCAAUUCUGCCAAUAACACGUGCACAACGAUCCGAUGAACCUGAGAGUUCUUCAUUUCGAAGAAACAUAUUUAGGACACGAAGUGCCUCAAUGUCUAUUCCUAUGGUUUCUUUGGAUCAUCCAUAUGACAGACAACCAAAUCUUGUCGGACAUACUGGUCCGCUUCGUACGGUGAGGAAAACUCCGUUUAACCAAAUGAGCGGUCCACUACAUGCUACUUCCGCUACUGGAAAUCCUUUUCAGAAUAGUUUAGUAGUGGCGCGAAACACUGUAGGAGAGAACAAGACAGAUGAAAAUCAUUGGGAGAAUGACUAUGACAGAAAAAAUGAACACUUGUUGAGGUCCGGACAACUCGGAAUGUGUAAUGAUCCUUAUUGCACAACUUGCCCAACUUACGUCAAAGUUUCUGAGCAAAGAAGACCAAGCGGUUCCGCCAUAUUUGAUCCCAAGUUCCACAAUUCUCUUUAUGGUGAUGCCAAAGGUUUUGGAAGAAAAUUUCUUUCUUUCUGCUUUUCAUGUACUCCUGGAGUGAUGAACCCUCACACUAAAUUUGUACAACAAUGGAACCAGUUUUUGGCCAUAUUUUGCUUGGUCGCAAUUUUUGUUGAUCCAUUAUUUUUCUUCUCAAUCUACGUGGACAAGCAUAUUUUAAGAAUCGUUAUCGAUUGGGGAGUGGCAUAUAUACUUGUUUUACUUAGAAGCAUAACUGAUGUUGUGUAUUUCUUGAACAUUCUUCUCCAGUUUAGGUUGGCUUAUGUUGCUCCUGAAUCAACGGUGGUUGGUGCUGGAGAUUUAGUUGACCGUCCCAAGGAAAUUGCUAUUAAUUACUUUAAACGUUAUUUUUUCUUCGACUUAUUUGUUGUAUUACCUCUUCCUCAGAUAAUAAUAUUGUUUAUCCUACCAAAUCACUUGUGGUCUUCAGGAGCAAAUUAUGCUAAGAAUCUUCUACGUCUAGCCAUCCUAGUACAAUAUAUUCCUAGAUUGUUCAGAUUUUUGCCUCUACUAAUUGGCCAGUCUCCAUCCGGACUCAUAUUCGAGUCGGCUUGGGCAAAUUUCAUUUUAAAUCUUCUUAUUUUUAUGCUAUCUGGCCAUGUUGUUGGUUCGUGUUGGUACCUCUUCGGUCUACAGAGGGUUAACCAAUGUUUGCGAGAUAAAGGUAUCACCAAUGCUUGUGUAAAUGCAACAUCUGGUGUUUUUUCUUAUGGAAUAUAUGCCAAUGCUGUACCACUUACUAUAGAAACUAAUGUGAUCAACAAGUAUGUGUAUGCAUUGUUUUGGGGAUUCCAGCAAAUCAGUACUCUGGCUGGCAAUCAAGUCCCAAGUUAUUUUGUGUGGGAAGUCCUCUUUACAAUGUCCAUCAUUGGAUUGGGACUCUUGCUUUUUGCUCUUCUCAUUGGAAACAUACAAAACUUUCUUCAAGCUCUUGGACGAAGGAGGCUGGAAAUGCAACUUAGAGGCCGUGAUGUUGAGCAAUGGAUGAGUCAUCGUCGCUUACCAGAAGAUCUCAAAAGGAGAGUACGACAGGCUGAAAGAUAUAGUUGGGCUGCAACAAGAGGUGUUCCUGAGAAAAUGGUUUUGGAGAAUUUGCCAGAAGAUCUUGUGACAGACAUACGACGUCAUCUCUUCAAGUUUGUUAAAAAAGUUCGUAUUUUUUCCCUGAUGGAUGAGGAUGAGCCUAUCUUAGAUGCCAUUUGUGAGCGACUAGUACAAACAACCUACAUCAAAGGAAGUAAAAUUUUGAGUCAGGGCGGUCUAGUGCAGAAGAUGGUGUUUAUUGUGCGUGGAAAAUUGGAGAGCAUUGGAGAAGAUCGAAUUCCGGUUUCGUUAUCUGAAGGAGAUGCUUGUGGUGAAGAACUUCUUAGAUGGUAUCUUGAACAAUCUUCCGAAAGCAAAGUUUCUCAUGUAGAAGGUAAAAAAGUAAAGCUUCAAGGAAAGGGGUUGACUAGUGACAGAACAGUAAAAUGCUUAACCAAUGUGGAGGCUUUUUCUCUUCGCGCAAAAGACAUUGAAGAAGUCACAAUUCUUUUUGCAAGAUUCUUGCGGAGCCCUCGUGUUCAAGGAGUCAUAAGGUAUGCGUCGCCUUAUUGGAGAUCUCUUGCAGCAAACAGAAUUCAGGUGGCAUGGAGAUACUGGAAGAAGCGUCGAAGUAGCUCUCAUACCAGACAAACUGAUUAUCAAACAUUGAACUCAUAGGCUAUCUGUACUCUAAUGUAUGUAAUCUCUAUUCUCUAGUCCUUGGAAUAGAACAGUGGUGUGCUGGUAUGCUGAUAGGGAGUUAUGAAGUAGGUGUCAUAUAUUGAACGUACUGUAUAUAUGUAAGUAAAUCCUUAAAUUGAUCAUUAUAAGGAAUGAAAAAAAAUGUAUUUUAAGAACUCAAAGCAUCUGUUUUAUUAAUCUUAUAUAGUGUGUUUAAAAUAAAUUUAUCUAUUUAUAGUUCCUAAAAUCUAAGGUUGAGUUAUAGGAGUACUUGAGAGAUAGUUUGAAAGACGAGAACACCAGCGGCUCCAUAGAGGAAGUCGCGUGUGCAAACACUUUGAUGACCUAAGUCAGUAAGAGUGGUGAUGUGAAGGUUUUAGGGCUUAAAAUAGUGUACUUAAACAUGAGUCAUAAGUUAAAUUUUAUAGGAGAAGGAUCAUAGUUUCUAGGACCUUAAAUCCUAAUCGGACAGAUAAUUUAGAUUACAUUUGCAGAUAGAUAAUGACCUGAUCUUCAUCACAUGGCUCUGAUUUGAUCAUUGGACCUGCUAUGGUAUGCCUUUAAGAUGUGGCCAUGGUUUGGUCCCAGGUUGGCGGUUUUGGAGGGAUUUGUUAUAUAUUGGAUUGGAAAAAUUCAUGAUAGUGUCCCCAUGCAUUUAGUUGAGGAAGUGAGCUGAUGGUUUGAGUUCAAACUACUUAUUCUCGCAAGUGAUCGUACCUAAUCUUUUCCCUGAACCAAAACAGAAACGUGAUCAAAUCUAAAGGGGAAAUCUGGCCCUUAUUGGUGAUUGGCGUAGACAGAAACGUGAUCGUAAACGGAUGUAUGAUAAAUACUAUACUAGAAUCAAUUCAUGCACAAUCACCGCUUCACAACUUUUAAACAACAUUUAUCACAACAAAAUCAUCA